Messenger RNA from Epinephelus lanceolatus (giant grouper), 936 nucleotides. Lineage: Eukaryota; Metazoa; Chordata; Actinopteri; Perciformes; Serranidae. The record is from RefSeq and is a predicted model, not a curated record.
UUCCUCUCCAGACUGAGUGGCUGUAACCUCUCAGAGAGAAGCUGUGAAGCUCUGUCCUCAGUUCUCAGCUCCCAGUCCUCCAGUCUGAGACACCUGGACCUGAGUGACAACAACCUGCAGGAUUCAGGAGUGAAGCUUCUUUCUGUUGGACUGCAGAGUCCACACUGUACUCUGGAAACUCUCAGACUGAGUGGCUGUAACCUCUCAGAGAGAAGCUGUGAAGCUCUGUCCUCAGUUCUCAGCUCCCAGUCCUCCAGUCUGAGACACCUGGACCUGAGUAACAACAACCUGCCUAGGGACGACAGAUGGAAAUUAGCCGUGGGCUACAAUCUGGCAUAUUUACAUUUCCUCUCCAGACUGAGUGGCUGUAACCUCUCAGAGAGAAGCUGUGAAGCUCUGUCCUCAGUUCUCAGCUCCCAGUCCUCCAGUCUGAGACACCUGGACCUGAGUGACAACAACCUGCAGGAUUCAGGAGUGAAGCUUCUUUCUGUUGGACUGCAGAGUCCACACUGUACUCUGGAAACUCUCAGACUGAGUGGCUGUAACCUCUCAGAGAGAAGCUGUGAAGCUCUGUCCUCAGUUCUCAGCUCCCAGUCCUCCAGUCUGAGACACCUGGACCUGAGUAACAACAACCUGCAGGAUUCAGGAGUGAAGCUUCUUUCUGUUGGACUGGAGAGUCCACACUGCACUCUGGAAACUCUCAGGGUGGAGCCUGGUGGAGUCCGAUGGUUGAGACCAGGUGUGAGGAAGUAUUCCUGUGAACUCACCAUCGACACAAACACAACCAGUCAGGAGCGUUCUUACAAUCACCGGCACGCAUGCACCUGCUUAGUGGUGGAGCGCACAAUUAGAGUGCUGAAGGUUUUCAAAUGGCAUGGCCUUGCUCUGGUGUCGAUGGGUAAGAAAAGGACCAGAGGUCUGUCCGGUGACUAUUGA